AUGUUAUCAUCACACAACAAUCAUUAUCAACCAACUCUGAGGGUGAGAAACAUCUCAUCCGAUGAUUUUGAACAUGAGCAACAUCCACCACAUCAUCACGAUGAAGAAGAAUUGGAAAUGAGAACAACAGGAGAGCCUCCACACUUUUUAAAAGAUAAUUUCGAUUAUGCACACUUUGAAAAAUUGGCUCUUAGUAAUGUGGGAUUAAAACACGAUGAGCAUGAUGAUCACUCGGAGGGACACUACUUGGAGAGAUCUUAUGUGAGCAAGGGUGGUCUGGUGGUGAAUAUUCCACAACAACAAGAGGAUGGAAAUAAUAACGGAAAUGGAGAAACACUGGUAGCCUUUCAAGAACAUUCUGACGAUGAACAACAACAGCAAUUCUCAAGUAAAUUACCAAAGGUACCACUUCUUAAGGAGAUGAAUAAUACAUCAACUGCUGCUGGAAAUCAUGAUAAUAUUACGAACAAGCCAGGAAGACACUACUUUGCACCAGUGGAAGCAACACGAGAGGAAAAGUUAGCGUACGUGAAGAAGGUAGCAAGAACCUUGUUCAUGAUCUUUCUUGUUAUUCUCAUGAGUGCUAUGGUAGUCAUUGAUUACAUCUCCAAUCCAAAGAAUACCUGGGUGAUUAGGUUGAGUAUUUUCGUGUCGAUGGUCAUCUUGUGGAGGUUUCUGUAUGAAUACCUCUUUGAAAUUAUAUUUGAGUGGAUAUUGGAGUAUCUUGUUUACAAGGAGAAGAAGCAAACCUCUGUCUAA
This is a messenger RNA of Naegleria gruberi, 759 nucleotides long. RefSeq lists its product as uncharacterized. NCBI's taxonomy places the organism in Eukaryota, Heterolobosea, Eutetramitea, Acrasida, Naegleriidae. The record is from RefSeq and is a predicted model, not a curated record. The transcript has a single exon. Bases 1 to 759 code for a protein of 252 amino acids.